CCUCUGAGAGGCACACAAAGAACAUUCAGGAAGAAAGGAGGAAUGAUGCUGAAUACAGUGCAGUGAACAAAAGGAGCUUCAAGGAGAGGCGCCCCGCUGCCCAGAGCCUGGACCGUGUCGCCAGAAUGAGAACUUACCGGUACUUCUUGCUACUCUUUUGGGUUGGUCAGCCCUACCCAACUUUCUCGACUCCAUUAUCUAAGAGGACUAGUGGUUUCCCAGCAAAGAGAAGGGCCCUGGAGCUCUCUGGAAACAGCAGGCAUGAGCUGAACCGUUCGAAAAGGAGCUGGAUGUGGAAUCAGUUCUUUCUCCUGGAGGAAUACACGGGAUCCGGUAAUCAGUAUGUGGGCAAGUUACAUUCAGACCAGGAUAAAGGAGAUGGAUCACUUAAAUAUAUCCUUUCAGGAGAUGGAGCAGGAGAUCUCUUCAUUAUCAAUGAAAACACAGGGGAUAUACAAGCCACCAGAAGGUUAGACAGGGAAGAAAAACCUACUUACAUCCUUCGAGCUCAAGCUGUAAACAAAAAGACAGGGAUUCCUGUAGAGCCCGAGUCUGAAUUCGUCAUCAAGAUCCAUGAUAUCAACGACAACGAACCAAUCUUCACCAAGGAGGUCUACACAGCCACCGUUCCAGAAAUGUCUGACGUGGGUACAGUUGUUGUCCAAGUCACUGCCACUGAUGCUGAUGACCCAACGUAUGGGAACAGUGCUAAAGUUGUCUACAGCAUCCUGCAGGGGCAGCCCUAUUUCUCAGUUGAAUCGGAAACAGGUAUCAUCAAGACAGCUUUGUUCAACAUGGAUCGAGAAAACAAGGAGCAGUACCAAGUGGUGAUUCAAGCCAAGGACAUGGCCGGCCAGAUGGGGGGAUUAUCUGGGACCACCACAGUGAACAUCACACUGACCGAUGUCAACGACAAUCCUCCCCGGUUUCCCCAGAGUACAUACCAGUUUACCACCCCUGAGUCUUCUCCACCGGGUACAUCAAUUGGCAGGAUCAAAGCCACCGACGCCGACGUGGGAGAAAAUGCUGCGAUUCAGUACAGCAUCACCGAGGGGGAGGGGCUGGACAUGUUUGAUGUCAUCACUGACCAGGACACCCAGGAAGGGAUUAUCACUGUCAAAAAGCUGCUGGACUUUGAAAAGAAGAAAGUGUACACCCUCAAAGUGGAAGCCUCCAACCCUCACGUUGAACCCCGCUUUCUCUACCUGGGUCCAUUCAAAGACUCAGCCACGGUGAGAAUUAUGGUGGAAGAUGUAGAUGAGCCACCCGUCUUUAGCAAACUAGCCUACACCUUGCAAAUAAGAGAAGACGCUCAGAUAAACACGGCAAUAGGCUCGGUCACAGCCCAAGACCCAGAUGCUGCCCGGAACCCUGUCAGGUAUUCUGUUGAUCGACACACAGAUCUGGACAGAAUAUUCAACAUUCAUUCUGGAAAUGGUUCCGUUUUUACAUCGAAACUUCUUGACCGAGAAACAUUGCUAUGGCACAACAUUACAGUGAUAGCAACGGAGAUCAAUAAUCCAAAGCAGAGCAGCCGAGUACCUCUCUAUAUUAAAGUUCUAGAUGUCAAUGACAACGCCCCAGAAUUUGCUGAAUUCUAUGAAACCUUUGUCUGUGAAAAGGCAAAAGCAGAUCAGUUGAUUCAGACUCUCCGAGCUGUUGACAAGGAUGACCCUCAGAGCGGGCACCAAUUCUCCUUCUAUUUGGCCCCGGAAGCAGCCAGUGGCUCCAACUUUACCAUCCAUGACAAUAAAGACAACACAGCGGGAAUCUUAACGCGGAAAAAUGGCUACAAUAGACACGAGAUGAGCACCUAUCUCCUGCCUGUGGUCAUUUCAGACAAUGACCACCCAGUGCAAAGCAGCACGGGGACAGUGACUGUCCGGGUCUGUGCAUGUGACCACCAUGGGAACAUGCAGUCCUGCCACGCGGAGGCCCUCGUCCACCCCACGGGCCUGAGCACGGGGGCUCUGGUGGCCAUCCUGCUGUGCAUCGUGAUCCUACUAGUGACCGUGGCGCUGUUCGCAGCUCUGCGGCGGCAGCGGAAAAAGGAGCCUCUGAUCAUUUCCAAAGAGGACAUCAGGGACAAUGUUGUCAGUUACAACGACGAGGGGGGCGGCGAGGAGGACACCCAGGCCUUUGACAUCGGCACCCUGCGGAACCCCGAGGCCAUCGAGGACAGCAAAUUGCGCCGGGACAUUGUGCCCGAAGCCCUUUUCCUACCCCGACGGACUCCGGCCGCCCGGGACAACACCGACGUCCGCGAUUUCAUUAACCAAAGGCUGAAGGAAAAUGACACGGACCCCACGGCCCCGCCCUACGACUCCCUGGCCACCUACGCCUACGAGGGCACCGGCUCGGUGGCCGACUCCCUGAGCUCGCUGGAGUCGGUGACCACGGAUGGAGACCAGGACUACGAUUACCUUAGUGACUGGGGCCCUCGCUUCAAGAAGCUCGCAGACCUGUACGGAGGGGCCGACAGCGACAAGGACUCCUAAUCCGUUGCCUUUCCCUUUGGACGGUAGGAUGCUCAACGGUGAGACCUGGCUGUUUCUUCCCAGGGACCCGCUGCUCCCUGGAGGGUGCCCUGUCCCGCCCGGUUCAACAAGUCCAUGGCUGCAGGCGUGUGGCUCCGAUGGCAGAGACCCUUUUCUAGUACACUUUUAUGAGCUUCCAAGAGGCAAAUGUUUAUUUUUUAGUGCAUCCAGUUAACCACGUCGGCCCCGCAGGCACCGUGCUGGAGGAGAGGAUGGAGAGCAGGACGUGCCCCCGCGCCCCUGGGGGAAGUUUGGACCACGUUCAUCCCACCGGCCUGGCCUUCUGUACUCCACCCAUCGACUCAGGUCAGCUGACUGCUCUGACUCCACCUUUCGAUGCUAACGGGAUGAAGGACUGUUCUUUAAGGAUAAAAUAUAGUUUUAGUAAAAGAAAUAAGGGAGGAACGACCGUGAAGUUGUUCCCGGUAUAUCAGCUCACAAGGAGACAACGAACUAUAUAUAUAUGGGUGUGUAUUUCUGUCGCAAUGAAUUUAAGAUGACAUUUGCCCAUCCUGUUUGUUCUUCAAGAACUUUUUCUGACACCUGUGACUAUUCUAAGCAUGAUAUCCACCAAUGUUUUGAGAUUCUCAUUCCUCUGAAGGAAUAGGAGCAAAUUAAAUAGCGACAUUCAAAAACAACCAAAAAAAAUAAAAAUAAGUAAGACCUCAUUCCUUACCACUAACUCAUAAUUUGUUAUAUAUUAGCCAUGUAAAAGUUUGCCCUUGUACCAUAGAAGGGAAAAUUGAAAAUAGCUAAUAAUAUUAACAAAGGAGAUAUUUAGCAUAUUUUAAAAUCUGGGCCACCAAAUGUACCACAGAUCACUUGAAUUUUUUCCAACCGUCAGUAGGUUAAUUACA
Messenger RNA from Myotis davidii, 3394 nucleotides. It is a transcript of the gene CDH6, whose product is annotated as cadherin 6. The transcript is spliced from 11 exons. The record is from RefSeq and is a predicted model, not a curated record. Gene Ontology annotation, cellular component: plasma membrane; catenin complex; adherens junction. Gene Ontology annotation, biological process: homophilic cell-cell adhesion; adherens junction organization; cell-cell junction assembly. Gene Ontology annotation, molecular function: calcium ion binding; cadherin binding. Bases 126 to 2498 code for a protein of 790 amino acids. NCBI's taxonomy places the organism in Eukaryota, Metazoa, Chordata, Mammalia, Chiroptera, Vespertilionidae.